Molecule: messenger RNA, 1249 nt
Organism: Drosophila ananassae
Lineage: Eukaryota; Metazoa; Arthropoda; Insecta; Diptera; Drosophilidae
Product: DNA repair protein XRCC3
Exons: 3
Coding region: 177-1214 (345 amino acids)
Biological process (GO): double-strand break repair via synthesis-dependent strand annealing; resolution of mitotic recombination intermediates; telomere maintenance via recombination
Cellular component (GO): Rad51C-XRCC3 complex; replication fork
Molecular function (GO): ATP-dependent DNA damage sensor activity; ATP binding; four-way junction DNA binding
Source: RefSeq, a predicted model, not a curated record
AGCUGAUCGUGGAGCUCACUUCUGUUAUUGUUUUAUUGAAUUCACAAGUCGUCACGGAUUACACUAUUUUGUUUGGUCGAUAAUCCCCCUGCCAGCUCAACCCGGAAGGUGUUGAAACACCUUUCGAGUUGCACACCCCACGCGAGCUCAUUGCUUUUAGUUUCCCGUUAGCUGCGAUGACGAGCUUUUUAGAUCAGCUUCCAAAGGGGAUCAGGGCUAUCGCCGAGUCCGUUAAUGUAACCAAGCCCGAGGACGUGCUGACGACUUCUAAAUGCAAGUUCUUGGACUCGCGCUUACAAGAUCUGGACACUGUUGCAAGAGCGUGUUCGCCCGAAGAUGUUCGCAUAUUGAAGGACGCGGCAGCCAAGUGGCUCGCCGAAGUUCCCCAGACGGCGGACUCCUUGUUCAAGCCGCUAGCCAAUGUCCGGUGGUCCAGAGUGACUUUUGGUUGCUCGGCUCUGGAUCGCUGUACGGGCGGCGGAGUUGUGACGCGAGGGAUAACGGAGAUAUUCGGAGGCUACAGCGUGGGAAAGACCCAUUUGCUGCUCCAUUUGUCCUUGGGCGUUCAGCUGCCACGCGAACUAGGGGGUCUGGGCAAGGGCGUUGCGUAUAUUUGCACAGGGAGUCCUUUUCCGGCGAGGCGUCUGUUGCAUAUAAGCAAGACUUGGGAGCAGCGGUACCCCAACACAAAGCUUAACUUCCUGGCCAACGUGAUGGUGGAAGUCCAAAAGGACGCAAAAUCUCUUAUGGACUGCGUGAACAAUAGGUUGUCGGAUCUGUUCCAGCAGCAUGGAAUCGGGCUUAUCGUCAUCGAUUCCGUGGCCGCCGUCUUCCGCGAUUGCAAGGACUUCAAUCAGCGGGCCCGGGACCUUCGUAGCCUGACAAAUACGCUCCUGAGCUAUUCCGAGAAGUAUAACUGCGCCGUGGUAUGCGUUAACGAAGCAGUCUCUUCCAUCGAUGGCGAUGGCGAUGACCAAGCCCCCCUGGGCCUGCAGUGGGCCCAUCUCGGACGCACCCGGCUACGGGUUACAAAGGAGCCCAAGCAGCACAAGCUCGGCGACGAGCUGUUCACCGUUCGCAGACUGGAGGUCAUGUACUCGCCGGAGACUCCAAACGACUUCGGCCAAUUUCUGAUCACCUCGGAGGGAGUGGUGGAUGUGCCACAGCCGACUCCGCCACGACCUCCACCCAAAAUUAGAUGCAUUCGCCAGUAGGUUUCAUUAAAUCGGUUUAUUUUGCUUUCAUUAAA